Molecule: messenger RNA, 926 nt
Organism: Melopsittacus undulatus (budgerigar)
Lineage: Eukaryota; Metazoa; Chordata; Aves; Psittaciformes; Psittaculidae
Gene: RBIS
Product: ribosomal biogenesis factor
Exons: 3
Coding region: 31-345 (104 amino acids)
Biological process (GO): ribosome biogenesis
Cellular component (GO): nucleolus
Source: RefSeq, a predicted model, not a curated record
CUGUGCGCCAGCCCUCGCGGUGCCGCCGCUAUGGGGAAGAGCCGGUCGCGGGCGGCCAAGGCGGCGAACGUGUUCCGCAUCGCUCGUAGCGCCGCCGCCGCCAAGGCCAAGGGGAAAGGCAAGGGCAGGGCGCGGCCCGUCACCUCCGGGCUGAAGCAGAUAAACAUUAAGAAUGCUGAGAAAGUUAGCACAAUAAACAAAGCAUUUGCUGAAGUCCAGAAAGAAAUACAGCAGAUAUCAAAAGGCACAGCAGCAGAACCUGAGAAGAGUCAUCAGGUUUCCACAAAUGUGGAAGAGGAACCAGUAAAUGUAGAUGCUGCCACAAGCCUAUUAUCUCAGUUGUGAUGCAUAAUGGACAAUGAAGGGAUUGCAAGAAAUGAAGAUCAGAAAUACUAAUAAGCUUUGUUUGUACAAUUUUAUUAAAAAAUCUUGUUAAUAUACAAGUAUUGGCACACUUUUAAUACAAACUACAAACAGACCUUUCCUAUCAUCUAGGAAAGAGGAAUGUCAGAAGUCAGUGUGAGAAACUUAAAGUGCUAAACAAGAAGGCACUUCACAAAAUUGGUUCACUGAAACAAUUUAGCAUAACUCGAGGUGAUGUCCUUCACUUUUCAUCUUGGCAGUGAAAACUUCAAAAUUGUUUGGAAGGUUAAAAUACAGAGAGCUUCUAGGCAGUAAAGCUUCAAAGAAAAUGCUGUUAACUGUGAGCAAGAAGCCUAAUCAUUUUUGAAAAAUGCUCAGAAGACUAUAGAACAUGUUCACUUUUCUUACUAAAGAAAACUCCGAAUAAUUGGAUUACACAGAGGACACACAGGUGAAAAAAUGUGCCAGAAUUUUUUAUAAAAGCCCCUUUUUCCUCAUUGUUAAAUUUGUUUUGUGAAGUAGUUAAAGGAAGCAAAAGGAAAUAAACUCCCAGAGUCAGUGAA